AUGUCCGCCGCCGCCAAGGCGGCAACGACGUCCGUCGUGGCGCCUCGUGGGGUCUCACGACGCAAGGAGGCAAAGGCGGCGCGGGGAGGAGUAGACGGUGCAGAGCAACGCGAUGCUGCAGCGGACAUUUUAAACGACGGUGGCGACUCUACGGAAGGGGACCACUACAAUAACGUUACGCUUGCGGGGAGAGGCGAGGAGGACGGCAAGGGGCGCACGGGGGCGAGGCAGUCUGAGCGAGCAGGGAGUGAUGGCAGCGGCGAUGGCAGCAGCCUCGGGAGGCACAGGGCCGUGCUGCCACACAGUUCGCCGAGAGCCUUGCAUGUGAACGGCGCUUCUCCGCGUGCAAUUGGGCGCGGCGCCACGUGGAGCACCGGCAGCCACUCCAUUAGUAGAGGCGGUGGCGGUGGUGGGAGGAAUGAUUGGGCGGGUGUGGAAAGCAGUCGAACCUUCGCGAACAAGGGCAUAAAGCUUGCCUGGGCCGGCCUAGAUUCCAUAUUUCACAGUGGGCCCUCCAUAAUGCGGCGCAGCAGGUCGGUGCGGGACGGAGACGACGAGCAUCACAUGAUGAGAACCCGCAACCAGGGCUUGCAUCGCCGGGCUGCAGGAGGUGAUAGUCAUGGGGAUAGGGGUUCUCCUCCCUCCCUUGACCUGGGCGCUGCUGCUGCUGACAGUGUGGUUAGUUGCUAUGGUGGGCUGAGAGGCCAUAGAUCGGACAGGCUGGCAGUGCAAGGGGAGGGAUGGGAGGAGGAUGAGAAAAAACGGUCCGAGUCUGGGCAUGGCAGCAGGUUGCUCUUCACACCGCCUAUGCUGCGCACAGCGCACUGCCCCGUCCCGCCCGUACCCAUGUGCUGCCCGCCUCGUGCUUCCCGGCCCGCGCUACACGCCCCGUUCCGCGCAGCCCGGCCCGCGCUACCCGCCCCGUUCCACGCAGCCCGCCCAGCGCUACCCGCCCUGCGCGCUGCCCGCCUCGUGCUGCCCGGCCCGCACUACCCGCCCCGUUCCGCGCUGCCCGCCCCACUCUACCCGCCCCGUCCCGUCAAUAGCAGCAGCUAUUGGCUCCCCGCGCAGCAGCAACUGCGCGCGCAACAAGCAGCUGCACGCGCCUGCCACCCCGCGCGCAACAGCGGCCGCACGCACAGCGGCAACCGCUAG
Closterium sp. Naga37s-1 is the source of this 1155-nucleotide messenger RNA. The record is from the annotation of a GenBank genome assembly. NCBI's taxonomy places the organism in Eukaryota, Viridiplantae, Streptophyta, Zygnematophyceae, Desmidiales, Closteriaceae.